ACUUUUUCCUCUCUUUUUUUUGCUCUCACGUCGCUCUCUCUCUUGCUCUCGCUUCUAUUCGAGAUUCACCUGUAAAACCGUAACCAGCGCCAUAGCAUUGCGAGGUUCCUAGGUGAGAGAGAGUGAACAGGAGGAUCGUCUCUCGAUUUUCCGGUUAAUCGUUGUUUUUCUUCGAGAAGAAUCUAAGGAGGAAAAUUAGGCUAAUGGCGAUGUUAGGGGCACAGCAAGUUCCAACAGCAACUUGUACUCCAGAUAUCGUUGGGAAUGCAUUUGUGCAUCAGUAUUAUCACAUAUUGCAUCAAUCUCCUGAGCAUGUUCACAGAUUUUACCAAGAGAUUAGCAAGUUAGGCCGGCCUGAAGAGAAUGGUAUAAUGAGCAUCACUUCUACCUUGCAAGCUAUUGACAGGAAGAUAAUGGAACUUGGUGAUGGUGUAAUCGGCGCGGAGAUAGCAACUGUGGACACACAAGAAUCUUAUGGCGGUGGUUUUCUCGUACUGGUGACUGGGUAUUUGACGGGGAAAGAUGGUGUGAGGAGGACGUUUACUCAGACUUUCUUCCUUGCUCCACAGGAGACAGGAUACUUUGUCUUGAAUGAUAUGUUCCGAUACAUUGAUGAAGCCACAAUCGUACAUGGAAGUCAGGUUCCGGCAAAUAACAUUCAAGCUCCUGUCAACAUUCACCAGGAUCCAGCUGCUGCUCAAGACAUUCCAGAUGACCUUGCCCAGGAGAAAUAUGCUCAAGAGAAUCAUGCUGUUGAGCAAUCUGAUGUGUUGUCCAAGAGUAUUAAUGGGUCUGAAGUGUUCAUUCCCUCUGAAGUUGAACAAGUACCAGCUACUGAAGAACCUGUGGCGCCUGAAAUAGUUCAUGAAGCUCCAAUUGAUGCGCAGAAGGUUGGAGAAAGUGAUUCUCGGACUGGCGAAGUUCAAAAGAGAUCUUAUGCAUCCAUUGUGAGGGUUUCGAAAGAGAAUGCUGCUCCAAGGUCUCCUUCGAAAACCCCAACGAAGGUGGUGGAACCAAAGAGACAAGAAGAGCAAGCCAUUCAUGUCCCUCUACCAACACCAUUGUCUGAGAAAACAGAUUCAGGAGCAAAUGUAGCUGCAAAUGGGAACGAUCAAGAUAAUGAAAGAGCUUUAGGUCCAUCCAUCUAUCUAAAGGGCUUGCCCCUUGAUGCAACACCAACCUUGCUUGAGAAUGAGUUUCAGAAGUUUGGACUCAUUAAGACCAACGGAAUCCAAGUAAGAAGCCAGAAGGGAUUCUGUUUUGGUUUCAUUGAGUUUGAAUCCGCAAGUUCCAUGCAAAGCGCAAUCGAGGCAUCACCAAUCAUACUCAAUGGGCAGAAAGUAGUUGUGGAGGAAAAACGAUCUACCUCAAGAGGGAACUAUAGAGGACGUCCAGCGUUUGGUGUAGGCACAGGCUACAGAAACGAAGGUGGAAGAGGUCGUGGGAGCUUUGGAGGUGGAAGAGGAGGAGGCGGCUAUGGUCGGACCGACUUCAACGGAUAUGGUAAUAACAGGGGAAACAAUAGAGGAGGAGGAUACGCAAACCGAGCAGCAAAUGGUGACGGUGGUGGUGGGUUCUCGAGGGCCAAUGGUAACAAUGGACGUGUAAGACGUGGUGGUGGUGGAAUUGAUGCUAAUGGAGGUACUAAACCUGUGGAUGCUCCUCGUGUCUCUGUCACUGCGUAAAUGUUGCCUUUCAAGCUAUAAUUUGGCUUCGAAUUGUUUUCUAGAGAGGGUUUAGGCUUUUAGAGCUCUGACUGAAAAGAACAAGUAUUAUUCUAUUUUCCCUGUCUCGCCAUUUGUUAAAUUUAAGAGCCAGAGGGAGUUUCGUUAGUUCUUUGCUUAUCUAUUUUUUUGAGUUCUGACAA
Molecule: messenger RNA, 1867 nt
Organism: Eutrema salsugineum
Lineage: Eukaryota; Viridiplantae; Streptophyta; Magnoliopsida; Brassicales; Brassicaceae
Product: putative G3BP-like protein
Exons: 10
Coding region: 204-1685 (493 amino acids)
Cellular component (GO): cytosol; ribonucleoprotein complex
Molecular function (GO): mRNA binding
Source: RefSeq, a predicted model, not a curated record